Hyla sarda is the source of this 4953-nucleotide messenger RNA. It is a transcript of the gene CDYL, whose product is annotated as chromodomain Y like. Gene Ontology annotation, cellular component: nucleus. The record is from RefSeq and is a predicted model, not a curated record. The transcript has 7 exons. Gene Ontology annotation, molecular function: transcription corepressor activity. Lineage: Eukaryota; Metazoa; Chordata; Amphibia; Anura; Hylidae. Bases 1922 to 3547 code for a protein of 541 amino acids.
CUAUAUAGUGAUUUAGUAGGGCAGGUUAGAGUUGGGGACUUUCAAUAUUAUUUUGACAGAUGAUAAAAUUUGGAAUUUUUUUAACUAGAAAGUUUUUUAUUUUUAUUUUUUAUUAGAACACCUUUGGUGAAGUCUGUCUAUAACUAGUACCAAUUUGGCAUCAAAAUAAGACGAAGGUUCUAGUAGCCAGUAUUGGAUACGAUUUUGAGUGUUUAAUUGAUGUAGGUUUGUCGACCCUGAAUGCUCCAAAUAUUUGCAAUUCGUCUCUUUAUCUUUGUUGACUUUGGCACUUAGGACACAUCUUACCUCCUUUAGCACAUCCACAUCCUGUCAAAUCAACACCUCUAACAGUUAAAUCACCAAAAGCAAGAUGCCUUCCCUUCUUGGUUAUUGCAUUAACUAUACCUGACUAGGUUGAAACACCUAGUACCUUAUGCAAUAAAAUUCUCCAUCUUGGAAGUCCUGCACAUAAAGGGCCAUGUUUGCAUCAGCGGCUACAUAUCUAGCUUAGAAAGAAUGGCAUAGGAAUUAUAUAACGAUCCAAAGUGCAAAAUAAGCAUGUUCGUAGUCUACGACUCGUAUUCUCCCAGAACCGACAGAUGUACCUUUCUCCUCUGCGGUGUUUAUGGGAGAAAAUUCUGCAGCCCAUUAUAGUCCACAACUGCCGGUCAAAGUGGUUCUUCUCAUAUCUCAAAAAGUCUAUCGCCUCAUAGUCUACAAGUGCAGACCAAUGUGAUUUUCUGAUCAAACUCAAUAGUUCUUUAUAGUCCGCACACGCUGGCCAACAUUGAUCACCUGAUUAUUAGGAAACGCUACAGCUCCUUAAAGUAUCACACGCAUUGGCCAACAUGGAUCUCCCAAUAGCUGAAAAAUUCUAUAGCUGGUCAUAGUUUAAACACGCCGACCAAAAUCACCUCCCUGCUAAAAACGAAGCUAACAUGAAUCCCCAGAGCUCCUCCUCAUCCCUAUACAAUAGCAAACCAUUUUGUGCCAUUUGAAGUCCGAUCUUUCCUACGAUCAACACAUUCCCAACAAUUUUUCAACCCGGUGGAAGAUCUCUGUUUGAUAGGAAACACCUGUUUUCUUUGGGAACAUUCACUAGCUCCCCAUAAACUGUAUGGUCAGGUGAAGCGGAGCCAUCUUGCAGCACAAGACACAACACUACUGAGAUGUCUUUAAGUCAAGAAAAACAUGGAGUUUUACACUAUAUAUGUAACCAAUCAGUUUCCACCACUUGGAUACCUCUGGAAACACGACAAAGUUAGGAGCUGUCCUACUGCUAGUUGAGGGAAGCAACAGGGUGCCUGGCAGGGGCUUAGGUGUGCUUGGUGUCACAGAUGAGGUCACCCUUUAGACACGUCCAGUGCCAUGAGCUUGGGGAAGCCAUGUGGCAGCUGUGGGCUUGGAGGUGCCACCAGAAGACUCCCCACCACUCAAGCCCCGCUCCCCAGCGGAGGGAAAGUGGGUGUAAAAUACGGGGGGUGGGUGCGAGUUGGAAGGACAAUGGGAGGGGGCAGGAGGAGGGGAGAAACAGCGACCUAGCGACUCCGACGAAGAGGAAGGAGGGAGGGUGUAAUAAUGAAGGUGGGCGGUUCGGUGUUUGGUGCUGAAGGAUACACUGAAGAAGAAGAAGAUCGCUGAGCUCGGAUCGCGCUUUUCCACCCGCCCUCCCCCUCCCUAUCUGCGCUCGAUUGUGGAUCCUGUGGAGAGCCGGGAAUCCGCCGGAGCGCUGAGUGUAUACACAUAGAGCGCUCGGUGUGCCCGUGUGAGUGUGCCCGAGUGAGUGUGUGAGGCGGCUGCGCAGCUCCUGUGCGCACACUACUAGCACACUGGCAUUUCAGAGGAGGCCAAGCACACACAACUGAGAGAAAGUACUGUGCUCAGCCCGGCGGCGGCUCCCAGACCCCCGGACCCCACCAGCAUGGCUUCCGAGGAACUCUAUGAGGUAGAAAGAAUUGUUGACAAAAGAAAAAAUAAAAAAGGCAAAAUUGAAUAUUUGGUGCACUGGAAAGGAUAUGCCAGUGGUGAUGACACUUGGGAACCAGAGCAACAUCUAGUAAACUGUGAGGAAUAUAUUCUUGAAUUUAAUAGAAGACUCAAUGAAAAGCCAAAAGACAACACAAUAUCAAAAACAAAUAGGACCUCACCCAAUAAUGCCAGAAAACAAAUCUCGAGGUCAACAAAUAGUUCUUUUUCAAGAACUUCACCUAAAACUUUGACUGUUAGUAAGGAUAGUGACUCAAAAAAUACUCAACUUUCUACCAGUCCAAAACUACGCAAAAGUCCUCCUCAAUUAAUUCCACUAAGGAAAAAUAUGGACCUUUCUAGAUCAGGUAUCAAAAUUCUUGUACCAAAAAGUCCCAUGAAAAACAGGAAUUCAGUAGAUGGAUUUCAAAAUGAACCUGGGGAAAAGCUAAACCAUAUUGAACAAGAGCAGGACUCCGUAGCACCAGAAGUAACUGCUGAGAAACCAGUUGGAGCUUUACUGGGACCUGGUGCUGAAAGGGCUCGAAUGGGAAGUAGACCAAGACCACCAUCACUAGUGCCACAAAUACAGCUGCCGUUGACUGUUACAACAGCAUCAGCAUUAGCAGUUAAUGGAAAAGGACCAUCUACUUUUAUGCAGGCAUUGACUGCAAAUGGUACCAACACUUUGCAGACAUCAGUGGCAGGAGUUACGGGAAAGCGGAGGUUUAUUGAUGAGCGGAGAGACCAGUCUUUUGAUAAAAGGCUACGAUUCAGUGUAAGGCAAACGGAAAGUGCAUACCGAUACAGGGAUAUUGUUGUGCGCAAACAGGAUGGAUUUACACAUAUCUUACUUUCAACAAAAUCAUCUGAGAAUAAUUCACUGAAUCCUGAGGUAAUGAAGGAGGUCCAAGGUGCACUAGCCACGGCAGCUGCUGAUGACAGCAAGCUCGUUCUUUUCAGUGCAGUUGGGAGUGUGUUUUGCUGUGGGCUGGAUUUCAUUUAUUUUAUAAGACGCUUGACAGACGAUCGAAAGAAAGAGAGCACUAAAAUGGCUGAUGCAAUUAGAGUGUUUGUGAAUACUUUCAUACAGUUUAAGAAACCAAUUAUCGUUGCUGUAAAUGGACCUGCAAUCGGCCUUGGUGCAUCCAUAUUGCCUCUUUGUGAUGUUAUCUGGGCCAAUGAGAAAGCAUGGUUUCAGACACCUUACACUACUUUUGGACAAAGCCCAGAUGGGUGUUCAUCAUUAUUGUUUCCUAAAAUAAUGGGAAUUGCAUCAGCAAAUGAGAUGUUACUCAGUGGAAGAAAACUGACUGCACAAGAAGCAUGUGCGAAGGGCCUUGUAUCUCAGGUUUUCUGGCCUGGGACUUUCACACAGGAAGUUAUGGUCCGCAUUAAGGAACUAGUGACCUGCAAUCCCAUUGUACUUGAAGAGUCCAAAGCUUUAGUCCGAAACGUCAUGAAAGUAGAUUUGGAGCAAACAAAUGAAAGGGAGUGUGAAUUGCUUAAGAAAAUCUGGGGAUCUGCACAAGGAAUGGACUCCAUGUUGAAAUACUUGCAAAGGAAAAUUGAUGAAUUCUAAAAAUCCAUUGCUUGUUUUAUGAAAUAGCCUUGAAACACUUAAAGGGAUAUCUGCACCAGGUGCAAUACCCAAGCUUAUUUAUUUUUUUUUUAAUUUUAAGUUUUGAACAAAUAUCUGAAGCCUGCCAUCAAAUCUUCCCAGGCAGAAGUAAGAUAUGGAGUGAAUUUACAGGACAUCUAGCAAAUCACAUCUUGGUGUCUGCAGACGUUGUAAUAAAAGACUAUGUUGUGACAAGGAAGUAUGGAAAAAUGCAUAUUUUUUUUGUUCAUAAGAUAUAUAUAUAUAUAUAUAAAAUUCUAUAAAUAUAUAUUUAAAAUGAAAAACGGGUAGCAGUGAGCCCUGACAUUCAUUGCCCACUGAGGUUGGACUGUGGAAACGCUUUAGUUCAAAAGAAGGUAAAAUACCUCAGACAUGGAUAUUUUUUUUUUUUUUUUUAAAGGACUUAAUUCCUACAGGACUAUAACUAUGUACGGAUGCAAAAAAUGUGUGUGUGUGGGUACUCAGGACAUAUGCUAAUUAAAUGGAAGAGGAAAAAAAUCUGAUAUACUGUCAGGAACAAGUUAAGUUCCUUUUACGUUAGCAUGAUGAAACCACUGUCAAGAUUAUUUCCUGUGUGUGAUGCAGUAUUAACAGGUCACUGAUUUAUUUUAUGUUUAAGAGUGAGGUUCAUUUACUCUUCUGAGGCAAUUUUACAUAGAUUUUUAGUUCCUGAGUGAAACUUCCUAGCUGUUUGCAGGUAAUGUAUUACACCAAAAAUAAUUUUAUGUUCAUACAUGUAUAAAUGUUAGGUUUCACUAGAAUAUAUUUUAUUUAAUAAGUUAAUUUUGGUACACUAUUAAAUUGCAAAAUACUCUCCCUAAACUACCUUUUUUUUAUUAGGAGUAUGCUAUUCUAUUCUAUUGCCUUUUUUUAAUCGAUACACUAUAAGUCCCAAAUAUAUAUUUUACUUCUGUAUAGUUUAGGAGUGUCUUGUAAAUAUAUCUAAUGUGACAUCAAUACCUAGAGCAAUGAUUGACUUGUGACUAAAGGUAUAUAACUCUGGAUACUAAAAUAUCUGUGCUUGCAAUGUAGUUGAAUGUAUGAAGAAAAGUAAUCCACAUUAUUUUUGUACAGUUUUUACAUUUUUACUUCCAACUGACCAUCUCCCAUUCUUGUCGGAAAAUUGCUCACAGCAUAAAUCUGCCUGGUAGCUUGGGUUGGUACAGUAUUUGCAUUCAUUGGACCUAUGCUUUUGUUCUAAAGAUAAAAUAUAUACACUGUACAGUCUGUAAAGUUUUCUAAAAUAUACAUCUGUGAAAUUGGCUUAAAAUAAAACAAAAUUUUCUUAACAUAAUUCAUACUGUCCUGGCAGGCUUUCCUGGUUUAUUGAUGUGUCACUUUAAAAUAAACAUGUUUUUUUAUAGUAA